GAUAAAACACAACGUUACUAACAGGCUCCUCCUCAAACUGUUUGAUCACUUGAGCUCGCAAUCUUGCCGGCAUCAUCGCCAUCCCUCUCAUCUCCAUAUACGCGAUUCAACCCCCUCUUGCUUUCGCUAAUAUGUCCUCUCGGCUGCAGCAACCCGACUCCCGCACGGAGGAACAAAAAAUGCUCGCCGGCGACCUCUACCUCGCCAGCGACCCAGCCCUCCUCGCCAAGCGCAACACCGCCCUCCGUCUCUGCAAGAAGUUCAACGAUUCCGACCCCGAAGAUGCAGCCGGGUUGAAGGCGAUACUUGAUCAGCUGUGUGGAGGGAUUGGGAAGGAUGUAGUGAUUUUGCCACCUGUGCGGAUGGACUAUGGAUGCAAUACGUAUAUAGGCGAACGGGUCUUUAUGAACUUUGGUGCGGUGAUUCUUGAUACCUGCCGCGUAACGAUUGGGAACGACGUGCUGUUUGGGCCAAAUGUGUCGCUGCUAUCUGCGACGCAUCCCGUUGACCCCGCCGUACGCCGCAACUGGGGUCCCGAGCUCGGCAAACCCGGCGUCACGGUGGGCGCUGGCAGUGUCGUAACGAAGGAUGUGGAGGCGUAUACUGUGGUUGCGGGUAAUCCGGCGAGGGUUAUCAAGAGGUUGCCGAGGCCUGAUGGGGAGUGAGGUGAGGAUGAAUUGGGGAGUGGAUGCAGAUUAGCUGCUUGCGACGCAUGGUUGGACUCUUCAAAACCUGUGUAGCGGGGUAGAGUUUCGGCGUAGAUGCCACUGGACGUUUUGGACUGCGAGAUUUGGGCGUAUGAUGGGAACGUCGAGGCAAUUGUUGGACAAUGAAAUCAUAU
Messenger RNA from Fimicolochytrium jonesii, 841 nucleotides. Its product is annotated as sugar acetyltransferase. The transcript is spliced from 6 exons. The coding region runs from base 132 to 665 and encodes 177 amino acids. Gene Ontology annotation, molecular function: acetyltransferase activity. Lineage: Eukaryota; Fungi; Chytridiomycota; Chytridiomycetes; Spizellomycetales; Powellomycetaceae. The record is from RefSeq and is a predicted model, not a curated record.